Molecule: messenger RNA, 2055 nt
Organism: Homarus americanus (American lobster)
Lineage: Eukaryota; Metazoa; Arthropoda; Malacostraca; Decapoda; Nephropidae
Product: extensin-like
Exons: 6
Coding region: 1-2055 (684 amino acids)
Source: RefSeq, a predicted model, not a curated record
AUGGUGCAGAACGGAGGUGGAUGUGAUUUGGGUGGGUUGAUGGAUGGGUUGGCCAUAAAGCUCUCUAUGAUAAUCGGGUUAAGCAUCGCCGACGGGGACUCCUGCCAUCCGCCGCCCCCGACCCGCUCUGUUGACAUCGCGACGUCGGCCCGACUCCUCCUGACGAAGAGAGAGGAGAGGACUAACAGCAGCAGCAACAGUAGUAGUAGUAGUAGUAGUAGUAGUAGUAGUAGUAUUAGUAUUAGUAGUAGUAGCAGCAGCAGCAGCAGUAGCAGCAGCAGAGAGCAGCAGACAACAUAUGAGUACCAGGCGCCUCACCAUUCACUCUUCCUCGUGUUCCGUCCUAGGCAGUGGUACCAGGCCGUCACCAAUCACUCUUCCUCGUGUUCCGUCCUGGCCACAUCCACCUUUCUGCCCGUGGCAUCCACCUCCCUAACCCUAGCAUCCACCUCCCACCCGUGGCAUCCACCUCCCUAUCCGUGGCAUCCACCUCCACCUGUAUCAUCCACUGCCCUAUCCGGGCAUCAACUCUCCCACCCGGUAUCAUCCACCUCCCUAUCCGGGGCAUCAACCUCCCACCCGUAUCAUCCACCAACCCACCCAUCCACCAACCCACCCGUAUCAUCCACCUCCCUAUCCGCAUCAACCUCCCACCCCGUAUCAUCCACCUCCCUAUCCGGGGCAUCAACCUCCCCACCCUGGCAUCCACCUCCUACCCGUGGCAUCCACCUCUGCCAGUGGCAUCCACUUCCCGACCCGGCAUCCACCUCCCUGCCCAUUAUCCACACCCCCCUGCCCGUGGCAUACACCUCCUGCCCGUGGCAUCCACAUUCCUGCCCAUGGCAUCCACCUCCCUUCCAGGGCCUCCACAUUCCUGCCUGUGGCAUCCACCUACCUGCCCGUGGCAUCCACUUCCCUACCCGUGGCAUCCUCAUUUCUGCCCUUUGCAUCCACCUCCCUACCUGUAACAUCCAUCUCCUCACCCGGGCAUCCAACAUUCCUGCCCGUGGCAUCCGCUUCCUACCCGUGGCAUCCUCAUUUCUGUCCGUGGCAUCCACCUCCCUACCGCUGUCAUCAUCCACCAGCCGGGCAUCCAACAUACCUGCCCACCAUUACCUACCUACCUGGCAUCCACCGCCCCCGUGCAUUAUCCACAUCCCCGCCCGUGUCAUCCACCUCCUGUCCGUGGCAUCCACCUCCCAACACGGCCAUGCACAUUCCUGCCCAUUAUCCACAUUCCUACCCGUGGCAUACAACAUUCCUGCCGUGGCAUCCACCUACCUGCCCAUAUCCACCUCCCUGCCCGUACAUACACCUUGCUGCCCGUGGUAUUCCAUCCCUGCCCAUUAUCCACAUUCCCUGCCCGUGCAUCCACCCACGUCACAUCCACAUCCCUGCCCGUGGCAUCCACAUUCCUGCCCGUGGCAUCCACCUACCUGCCCAUUCCAUCCUGCCCGUGACAUACACCUUGCUGCCCGUGGAAUUCACAUCCUGCCCAUUAUCCAUUCUCCUGCCGUGGCAUCCAACUACUUGCCCAUCCACAUCCUGCCCGUGAUCCACAUUCCGCCCGUGGCAUCCACCUACUUGCCCAUUAUCCACAUCCCGCCCGUGUCCCUGCCCGUGGCAUCCACCCACUUGCCCACAUCCACAUCCCUGCCCGUGGCAUCCACAUUCCUACCCGCACCACCCUGCCUAUUGUCCACUUCCCUGCCUGUGGCAUCCACCCACUUGCCCAUAUCCACAUCCCUUCCCGUGGCGUCCACAUUCUGCCCAUUAUCCACAUCCCUGCCCGUGGCAUCCACUUCCUGCCCGUGGCAUCCACUUUCCAGCAGGAACAUCCACCCCUGCCCGUGGCAUCCACCUCCUCACCCGUGGCAUCCACCUCCCUACCCGUGGCAUCCACCUCCUACCGUGGCAUCCACAUUCCUGCCCGUGGCAUCCACCUCCCUACCCGUGCAUCCACCUCUACGUGGCAUCCACUCUCCUACCCGUGGCAUCCACCUCCUAACCAGUGUCAUCCACGUCCCUGCCCAUAUCAUCGACCUCCAAAUCUGA